GGAUGACCAAGGGAGGGGCUGCUAUUUUGCAGAUAUCGACGAAUGCCGUCACCCUGGCACCUGCCCUGAUGGGAGAUGCGUCAACUCCCCCGGCUCCUACAGUUGCCUGGCCUGCGAGGAGGGCUACAGAGGCCUGAGCGGGAGCUGUGUAGAUGUGAACGAGUGUCUGACCCCGGGGAUCUGCGCCCAUGGAAGGUGCUACAACCUGGAGGGCUCCUUCCGAUGCUCUUGUGAGCAGGGCUACGAGGUCACUUCAGAUGAGAAGAGCUGCCAAGAUGUCAACGAGUGUGCCAGCCGGGCCUCGUGCCCCACAGGCCUCUGCCUCAACACGGAGGGCUCCUUCGCCUGCUCAGCCUGCGAGAGUGGGUACUGGGUGAAUGAAGAAGGCACUGCCUGUGAAGACCUAGACGAGUGCGCCUUCCCGGGAGUCUGCCCCUCAGGAGUCUGCACCAACACUGCCGGCUCCUUCUCCUGCAGGGACUGUGACCAGGGCUUCCGGCCCAGCCCCCGGGGCCACACCUGUGAAGACGUGGAUGAGUGUGAAGACCUCCAGAGCAACUGCCGGGGAGGCGAGUGCAAGAACACGGCUGGCUCCUACCAGUGCCUCUGCCCCCCGGGCUUCCAGCUGGCCAAUGGCACUGUGUGUGAGGAUGUGGACGAGUGCGUGGGAGAGGAGUACUGCGCACCCCACGGCGAGUGCCUCAACAGCCACGGGUCCUUCUUCUGUCUCUGUGCCCCCGGCUUUGUCAGCGCAGAGGGAGGCACCCGCUGCCAGGAUGUGGACGAGUGUGCAGUCACAGACCGGUGUCUGGGAGGGCACUGUGUCAACACCGAGGGCUCCUUCGACUGUCUGUGUGAGACUGGCUUCCAGCCCUCCCCGGAGAGCGGGGAGUGUGUGGAUAUUGACGAGUGCGAGGACCACGGAGACCCGGUGUGUGGGGCCUGGCGGUGUGAGAAUAACCCUGGCUCCUACCGCUGUGUCCUGGGCUGCCAGCCUGGCUUCCACCUGGCCCCCUCUGGAGACUGCAUAGACAUAGAUGAGUGUGCCAACGACACGGUGUGCGGGAGCCACGGCUUCUGCGACAACACGGAGGGCUCCUUCCGCUGCCUCUGUGACCAGGGCUUCGAGACCUCGUCCUCCGGCUGGGACUGCGUGGACGUGAACGAGUGUGAGCUCAUGCUGGCUGUGUGCGGGGCGGCGCUCUGUGAGAACGUGGAAGGCUCCUUCCUGUGCCUCUGCGCCAGCGACCUGGAGGAGUACGAUGCUCAGGAGGGGCACUGCCGCCCACGGGGGGCCGCAGGUCAGAGCAUCCCCAAGGCCCCGCCAGGGGACCACCUCUCAGGCCCCGUCCGCAUGGAAUGCUACUCUGGACACAAAGACCAGCCGCCCUGCUCCCGCCUCCUGGGCCGGAACACCACGCAGGCCGAGUGCUGCUGCACCCAGGGUGCCAGCUGGGGAGACGCCUGUGACCUCUGCCCAGCCGAGGACUCAGUCGAAUUCAGCGAGAUCUGCCCCAGUGGUAAAGGCUACAUCCCUGUGGAAGGAGCUUGGAUGUUUGGACAGACCACGUACACAGAUGCUGAUGAGUGUGUGAUGUUCGGGCCUGGUCUCUGCCAGAACGGCCGGUGCCUCAACACGGUUCCCGGCUACAUCUGCCUGUGCAAUCCUGGCUACCACUACGAUGCCACCCGCAGGAAGUGUGAAGAUCAUGACGAGUGCCAGGACAUGGCCUGCGAGAACGGCGAAUGCGUGAACACGGAGGGCUCUUUCCACUGCUUCUGCAGCCCCCCCCUCACCCUGGACCUCAGCCAGCAGCGCUGCGUGAACAGCACCAGUGACAUGGAGGACCUGCCUGACCAUGACAUCCACAUGGACAUCUGCUGGAAAAAAGUCACCAAUUACGUGUGCAGCCAACCCCUGCACGGGCGCCGCACCACCUACACGGAAUGCUGCUGCCAGGAUGGCGAGGCCUGGAGCCAGCAGUGUGCCCUGUGCCCCCCCACGAGCUCUGAGGUCUAUGCUCAGCUGUGCAACGUGGCCCGGAUUGAAGCCGAGCGGGAGGCUGGGGUCCACUUCCGACCAGGCUAUGAGUAUGGCCCCGGGUCUGAGGACCUGCACUACAGCCUCUAUGGCCCAGACGGGGCCCCCUUCUACAACUACCUGGGCCCCGAGGACGCCAUCCCUGAGCCGCCCUUCCCCAACACAGCCGGCCACCCAGGAGACCACGUACCAGGCCUGGAGUCUCCCCUGCAGCCCUCAGAACUCCAGCCCCGCUACGUGGCCAGCCACCCAGGUAUACAGAACAACCUGCUCUACAAGUUCAAACUUGUGACCCAAAAUAUUAACUCAGGAUUUACAAUCACUUCAUUUAUUUAUUUUUUUACGUUUUUAUUCAUUUGAGAGAAGAAGGGAGAG
This is a messenger RNA of Myotis lucifugus (little brown bat), 2416 nucleotides long. RefSeq names its product latent-transforming growth factor beta-binding protein 2-like. Gene Ontology annotation, molecular function: calcium ion binding. The annotation marks the transcript as partial. The transcript has 17 exons. The record is from RefSeq and is a predicted model, not a curated record. Lineage: Eukaryota; Metazoa; Chordata; Mammalia; Chiroptera; Vespertilionidae.